This is a messenger RNA of Closterium sp. NIES-65, 873 nucleotides long. The record is from the annotation of a GenBank genome assembly. NCBI's taxonomy places the organism in Eukaryota, Viridiplantae, Streptophyta, Zygnematophyceae, Desmidiales, Closteriaceae.
AUGUCGGCCGCCCCGAAAGUCGGCGAAGUGACGCCGACUUCGCAGGACUUCCCUCUGUAUCUCGACCUGGGUAGUGGACUCACUGCCAAGCUCGACGAACACGACUACGUCGUCCUCGUAGACCAUAGGCUAGAGUUCAACGCCCGUUGCUUGGGAUUCGGCCUCAAGUUUUUCCGGGCGGCGGUGCUGGCCGAGCUCGGCCGCGAUGGCCGGCAGUGGGAGUGGCCGAAGCCUUCUGCUGAAGAGGUGGCGGACAGGCUCGUCGACUGCGAUGAACCCGUUCGAGAUAAAGUGCGCGACACCGUCCGGGACAGCGACGCAGGCUCUGGACUCCUAUCAAUAAGCGCGCUGUGCUGGGUGGUGAAGAGGAUGGAUCGCCUGACUGGCGACGACCGUCGCAGUGCGACCAGCAUGGACAAGGUCCUCGUUUCGGGGUUGAAGGAGCUGCGGAUUCGGAUGAUCACAUACAUCAAGGAACACGUCGCACGAAAAUGGUCAGGCCAUGUCGGAGUUGCUGCCGAUGCCUGUGACGACGACGCUGCGGAGGCCCCUUCGGCAUCCCAAGCAGUCGGUGUCGCCGACACCAGCGGAGAGGCCGGAGACGGCGUCGACAAGGCAGAUGAGAAGGCAGAAAGGUCUGUGGCGAGGACCGCGGAUCAGGAAAAGGAGGAGGAGGAUCGUGAUGAGCGUGAGCAGAGGCAUGGGCAGGAGGAGGAGGAGGAGGAGGAGGAGGAGGAGGAGGAGGAGGAGGAGGAGGAGGAGGAGGAGGAGGAGGAGGAGGAUGAGGAGGAGGAGGAGGACAAGGCGGCGGCGGUGGAGGCCGUGGAGCAGGGUUUCGGGUCGGUGGAGCAGGUGGCGGAGGGGGAGAAGUAG